Molecule: messenger RNA, 587 nt
Organism: Charadrius vociferus (killdeer)
Lineage: Eukaryota; Metazoa; Chordata; Aves; Charadriiformes; Charadriidae
Gene: CSDC2
Product: cold shock domain containing C2, RNA binding
Exons: 3
Coding region: 52-513 (153 amino acids)
Biological process (GO): regulation of mRNA stability
Cellular component (GO): cytoplasm
Molecular function (GO): mRNA 3'-UTR binding
Source: RefSeq, a predicted model, not a curated record
CCUGCCGCCCACCCGCCUGUCCCCAAAACGGAGGAGCCCACCGGUCCCACCAUGUCAUCGGACCCCAGCGCCCCGCCGGCGGUGCCGCCCCUGCACUCCCCCAAGUCGCCGGUGUGGCCCACCUUCCCCUUCCAGCGGGAGGGCAGCCGCAUCUGGGAGCGGGGCAACCCCCUGCUGCAGGACCUGCCCAGCCCCCUCCCCACCAAGAGGACCAGGACCUACUCGGCGACAGCACGUGCCUCUGCCGGCCCCAUCUUCAAGGGUGUCUGCAAGCAGUUCUCUCGCUCCCAGGGACACGGGUUUAUCACCCCCGAGAACGGCACAGAGGACAUUUUCGUCCACGUGUCUGACAUUGAGGGGGAGUAUGUCCCAGUGGAGGGGGACGAGGUGACGUACAAGGUCUGCCCCAUCCCUCCCAAGAAUCAGAAGUUUCAGGCGGUGGAGGUGGUCCUCACCAACCUGGCGCCCCACACGAAGCAUGAGACAUGGUCCGGCCAGAUCAUCGGCUCCUAGGCGCCGAGGGAGGGACACCGGCCGCUCGGCCCCACACAGCAAGCCUGCUUGGCCGCUCACGGGGGGCGCGGGGG